AUGGAAUCCCUUGAUGCAAGACCAUCGGAAGAGAAUGGGGCGGAGUCGGUUAUUCAGGAAGAGUAUCUAAUAGAAGAUGACGAUGAAGAUCUCAUAAUAAUGGAUGAACAGAAUGAGAAUCAAAGGAACAGAGUCAAAGAAGAAGAUGAAGAAGAAUCGACGCUUGAUGAACCGAAUAUCAGUUUGACUUGUCUUCUAAAGACUCUCUGGAACUUUGUGUAUACGCUUGACUCGCCACUUUUGGCAAAACUCAGAACUAAUAUUGAAAAAGAGAUUCUUCUAUUGAAGUACACUGACAAGCAAAUUACAAUAAAAACGCUUGAUAUGGCAAUGAAAGCGGCUUUGUACAUGAUGACGAAGAAACCAACACACGAGAUUGAAGGAGAGACGUGGGGAUUGAAGGAAGUGUUGAAGAUGUUCCGAUCGAUCACAUCGAAAUUCGCACGUCAAUCUAAACAUCUUGAGGAUCUCGAGAAGCAAGUGAGAGAGGAAAUUAGAAAAUCGACUGUUCGGGAGAAAAAAGUGAUGAUGAUUCAAGUGCGAACAGCAAUCGAGACUGCUCUCAAAAUUCUUGUACCCUAA
Messenger RNA from Caenorhabditis remanei, 582 nucleotides. RefSeq lists its product as uncharacterized. NCBI's taxonomy places the organism in Eukaryota, Metazoa, Nematoda, Chromadorea, Rhabditida, Rhabditidae. The coding region runs from base 1 to 582 and encodes 193 amino acids. The record is from RefSeq and is a predicted model, not a curated record. The transcript has 2 exons.